AACAAUCGUGAAAUAAUGUCUUCGAAAAAAGCAAUUCAACAAUUCUUGAGUCGAAAUUCUUUCGAACUAUAUUUAGGUAUAUGCAUUCGUGCGUAGACGGCAUGUUGCAGCUAAAAGAUAAAGAGUAAAACACGAUUAAAAUACGGUUUCUUUUCCUUUCUUGUUACGGUUUCAAAAGCGCAUAUUCAUCUCGCAGCAUUAUGAAAACUGAUCGUGGCAACGACACACAUCUCAACGCUUUUAUUUCAUCCAAUACCGAGCCAUCCGGUGCGAUCGAGUAAUAAUUAUUACUGAACUCUCACUUACACCGAGUCGUUAAUAUAAUAUAUAACAUCGUCUGGCGAUAACGAUUCCGAACUAAUUGCUUCUCCUAUAUUACCAUUUCAUGUCGUUAUGUUAAAUAUUAGUACGGAUCAAAACACAGAAAUACAUGCACAAAGUUAAAACCAAUAAAACGCAAAUGCGUUUUCCCAUCACAUUCUCGAUAUUAAAUACAGCUAAAUUUAAUCCUUUGCAGAUCCUAUAUCAAAGUGAAUUCAAUAUGAUGGUUUACGGCAGUCUUUACCACGCCUUUUUUUCAAAGGUGCUCCAUUCGUUCGCGCGUGGAGUUGAAUUCCGGUUUUUGUAUUCGUAUAUCGAAUACACAAGCAUCCAAUACAAUAUGUUAUCUACAAAAUUCAGAAAGAGGGGGGGGGAGAGGAAAUGCAAAGUGGGAGGAGAGAGGAGAGGAAGAAAAAACUGAAUUUCAGUUCUAAAUAAACUUUUACAGCAUAGUGCACAAGUGAAGUCGUAAUGUUUUGAAAGGGCAACGUACCAGAAUCCGUUAUGUCAGACAAUUCUAUCAGCCAUCGGCAACUCGAUUCCACGGUUUUUACGCUCGCGAUCGUGGAAAGCGCGAGAUCAUUCAUGCGAUACGCACGGCACAGAUAAUAUCGCACCAUCCGAUCGAUAGUUUAGCUUAACGGCGAAGCGCAAUCGAUCAGCUGCCAUUGUUGACGAGCCCGAUCGACGAAAUCCGGCGUGACUUCCUUGAUGACGAAAAGAUGCUUUUACGUAAGACGACAGUGAAUGACACAAUCACCGAUUCUUUCUAAUUUCUUAGAUCAAUAGAUCUCUCAUUCGACAAUGGAUCUAAAAAUCUUGGAUAGGUAUUCGUACGAUUCAUACCGUUCUUUUCUUUGGCGACGACUACUGCGGAAGAUAUUGCGAAAUUAGCGAGGCACAAGCCAAAUUGUUCGUUUAAGUGAUUGGCCGACUUGCAAGAUCGAUACGAAUACAUGCAAUGCCUACUGCUUCUGUCAGAAGGAUUUUAUUUCAAAAGGUGGGAGUGAUAUAUAAAAGAUUCAGUGAGAUAGAUUGAACGGGCAAGGAAUCAUUGAAACCGACGAGAUUAAAGUAAUCUCCCGCGAGAUGUAUCGGAAACUGUUUGUGUCACUGCUCCCGCACCUGCUCAUUUGUAACUCUCUGGCCAGAUCUGUCAUUUAUGAAAAUGUCGAGGAUGAUGUCGCCGCUGUUGGUUCGCUCAUUCGCGAGGUACGUCAACCGGCGCCAUUAAAAGUCGCCGGGGAAUUGAGGGAUCUAAUGAGCGCCGGUAACGCACCGAAGUCACAAGAUAGUAAAAAACGCAUGAAAAACGCAUCUGGCAAAUCAGACGAGGGUGGUUACUACAGAACCUACGGGAGCGAUGCGGAGGGUGAGAAGGGUUACUUGAAGGAAACCUACGGUAAAGGUGAUCACGGCUACAAGACUCUCGACACCUUCCACAAACAGGAUGGCGACAAAUACGAGUUUGAAACGCAGACCACUUUCGGCAAGGCUCUUGCUAAUAAUGACGAGAAACGUCAGGAUGAAAAAAAGAAUGACCACGAGGGCGCAGGUACUAUGAUCGAUUCGGACACUGCCGGUGACGGUGAAGGAAGCGAAUACUAUACCGGAGGUGACGACGGAGAGCAUUAUAGUAGCAGCCAUUACACGGAGAAAGAACCGGAAUCUUACAGCCACAGCGAAAAUUAUUCCUCUGGUGAUGGUGACGACGGAUCUUACGAAACGCAUAGCUCUUACAGCUCUGAUGGGGACGAAGAUGAGGGAGAUCAUUAUUAAUUUUAUCAGCAUAUAAUCACGUUAACGCUCAGUCUAAAUUGAAGCUUUUUCUCAAUUUCAACCGCAACUUGUUAUCAUAAAUAUUUAAUAUUUUGUUACAUACAAAAUACGCACAUUAUUAUUGAAAUUAUCAAAAAUAAUAGUGUAUAUUCACCCUCUUUCUCUCGUACAUAUGCAUAAAUUUUUCAUGAAAACGAUGCGGCUCGCGCUUAUGCAUACGCACGCAUACACAUUUUCUGUUACGUUACGAGCGAUUAAUGCUCACUUUGCAACUUAAAUUUGUAAUAUAGAUCGAUUGUAAUAAUAAUUUAUGCUUAAUAGCCAAUAAAGUAUCAUCCUCGAUACAUGUGUUAAUUUUA
Solenopsis invicta (red fire ant) is the source of this 2459-nucleotide messenger RNA. Its product is annotated as spore wall protein 2. The record is from RefSeq and is a predicted model, not a curated record. The transcript has 3 exons. The coding region runs from base 1411 to 2100 and encodes 229 amino acids. Lineage: Eukaryota; Metazoa; Arthropoda; Insecta; Hymenoptera; Formicidae.